Stylonychia lemnae is the source of this 1455-nucleotide messenger RNA. The record is from the annotation of a GenBank genome assembly. Lineage: Eukaryota; Ciliophora; Spirotrichea; Sporadotrichida; Oxytrichidae.
AUGGCGAUGACUCCUUUAAUGAGUACUAGAAUCCACAUGAAAUGCUUCUCAAUUAAAGUGGGCUAAGUGGUGGAGAAUUAAAAGGUGAUAAAAAUGGUGACAUUAGCAACUCACUCUCGGCUAAUAGAUCUAAAAAUCAAAGCUUCAGCAUUUAAAAGAGACCGUCUAAUAACGGGCUUAAUGCUUCUGAGCACUACACUAACUGAGAUGAAUUGCAAGACCAGAAUAAAAACCCUUUUGGAAGUAAAAAGGGCAGUUUCUUCCUGCUUAGAGAUAAUAGUAACCAGGACAUUAAUAUAAAUACUGAAGUAAAUCAGAGAUAACAGUCUUAGUCUGAAGACUAACCCAAGUAGUGCUAAUCUAAAAUAAAAUAUAUUCUCUUAGAGUUAAAAGAUGUAGGGAUUAAACGAGGAGCUGAAUAUAAAGCAAAUACCUAAAUCUGAUAGAGAUAUAGAUGUAGAAAUAAAAAUAAAUGGUGUGUCGAGAUUACAAUAAAUCUAAUUGCAGCAAAACUUGCAAAUUUCUAAACUUAGAAAUCAGAGUUUGAAUCAGGUGCCUACUAGUAAAAAAAUCAAGAAAGAUAAUUCAUCAUAUUUAAAUGCGGAUUAUAGCCUAAGAGCAUAGAAUAGGUCUCAGCUAGAUCAGAUAACUAAGCCUGACUUACUCAACUAAGAUGCCUCAAUGAAUGAUUUGAAUGAUAAUCACAAGCAUAAUAAUAGUUUUUAGAAUUCAGAUGAGAAAGUAGAUGUUUAAAAGGAAUAAGGAACUUAGACUGCAAACUUUCCUGAUGAUGACCUUUACAAAACUCUAAAUAAUUUCUUCAGCAAUGGACUUUCAGUAGAAAUAAAGCUUAAAUAGCUGAAAAGAGAAAUUAAACCAAGAUUAAAGAACAAAUUCAAAAUGGGCACUGAGAAUAAUCUCAGCUACUCAAGUAACACUCCAUCUCUUCCAUUAUCUUCCCUUGUACAGAAUACUCAGCCAGCAUAAUAAACAAAUGAGACAAGUCAAGUAAUUGAAGAAAAUGACAAUUUAGAACAUGAAGAAGACUCAAGUUGGAAUAGGGAAAGCAUUGGCUCUGUGCUGGAUACUAAACACUAUCUAGAACCAAUAAACACCAACAUUCAAAAUGCUGAUGUCAGCUAUAAACUUCCACAAUCUAAUAAAGGAGUAAGCAAAAAAAUAGAUGAAUUCCACAAAAAGCUUGGCUCUUUUUAUGAGCAUUGGUAAUAGUAGUACUAAAAUGAGUACAAAUAAAAUGGAAGCAGCACCUUAAGGCCUUUUGGAAACGAAUAUGGAAUUAUUGGGUCUUUCACACUGAUGUAAAGUUAGAACUAGCAACUGCUGCAGCAACCUACAUAUCAGUUGCUUCUCAAUAAACAAAGAAAAUAGUCUCGAUUUUAGAAAUAUCUACAUCAAAUAUAAUAUACCGUUAACAAUUAAUUUAAUAACUAAUGA